GAUGGCAGCAAUAUCGUUACUGUUUAUAAACAAGAUCACAUGCCGGCCGACCUUGGAAUGUAGCUUUGUUUCUUCAUAUGAUGUUGUAAAAAGCAUUAACGCUAUCUCUAGGUGCAACUUGACGAUUGAAUACAAUUUAAGUUCGUUGUAUUUAUGUUAAGUAAAAAUUAAUCGUCAGCUAAUGAAAUUUUUGUAACAUUGCAACUCUACUACUACCAAUAUGGCUGUCACUAUUUCAAAUGUAGCCAGAUUUGUGGGUGCUAGUUUAAAGAACACGCUCUUCUGCUCACAAAGAAUAUGUGUUCGUGGUGUUCAGAGUUCAGUGGGAAUUAAAGAAGAUUCGUAUCUUGAUCCGGUGCAAGUUAAACUCUUAGAUGAAAUGUGCAUUGCUGUUGAUGAAAAUGAUAAUGUUGUUGGUCCACGUACAAAAAAGGAUUGUCAUUUAAUGGAAAACAUUAAAAAAGGAUUGCUGCAUAGAGCUUUCAGUGUUUUCCUUUUCAACAGUAAAAAGGAGCUUCUCUUACAACAAAGAUCUGAUACGAAAAUCACUUUUCCUGGUUACUUUACUAAUACAUGCUGCAGUCAUCCUCUUUAUAUUGCCUCUGAUCUUGAGGAGAUCAAAGCUUUGGGAGUUAAAAGAGCUGCUCAAAGAAGGUUACACAUUGAAUUAGGAGUUGAACCAGAUAGUAUUGCGGCAAAUGAAUUUUUGUACAUGACAAGGAUCCUUUACACUGCUCCAUUCGAUAAUCGAUGGGGUGAGCGAGAAAUAGAUUAUGUACUUCUUGUUCAGAAAGAUGUUGAACUAAAUCCAAACCCAAAUGAAGUUAAAGAUUGUGUUUACGUUUCUCGUGAUAAAUUGAAGAGCUUCUUAGAUGAUGUACAGAAAAAAGGGUUAAAAGUAACACCUUGGUUUAAGCUGAUUGCAGAGAACUUUUUGCUAAAAUACUGGGAUAAUUUAGAUAACCUGAAACCCCUUCGUGAUCAUAAAACUAUUCACUCCUUGCAAUAAAAAGAUUGAAAACUUUAUGUAAUCAUCUACCAUGUUUAUCCUGUCAUUCGGCAAACAAGUGAUGUUUUUUGCUGAAAGCCUGAUGUUAUGUCCUGGUGCCUGUUAUUGCUCAAAUCACUUUGUAUGUCAUUAACAUGUUUUGCUUACUAAUAUUUGUUGAAAUUUUGUACUGUGUAUAUUUCCUUGUUGUUACUCAAAGGUUUUAGGUUUUGUAUAUUUUGAAUUUCGUGUGUAGAUAUUAUAAAUGUCAAAUAAAUGUUCACUUAGUUAUA
Messenger RNA from Parasteatoda tepidariorum (common house spider), 1281 nucleotides. It is a transcript of the gene Idi, whose product is annotated as Isopentenyl-diphosphate delta isomerase. Gene Ontology annotation, molecular function: isopentenyl-diphosphate delta-isomerase activity. NCBI's taxonomy places the organism in Eukaryota, Metazoa, Arthropoda, Arachnida, Araneae, Theridiidae. The record is from RefSeq and is a predicted model, not a curated record. Gene Ontology annotation, cellular component: cytoplasm. Gene Ontology annotation, biological process: isoprenoid biosynthetic process; isopentenyl diphosphate biosynthetic process.